Messenger RNA from Lichtheimia ornata, 1794 nucleotides. Its product is annotated as dihydroxy-acid dehydratase. The record is from RefSeq and is a predicted model, not a curated record. The transcript is spliced from 10 exons. Lineage: Eukaryota; Fungi; Mucoromycota; Mucoromycetes; Mucorales; Lichtheimiaceae. Gene Ontology annotation, molecular function: dihydroxy-acid dehydratase activity. Bases 1 to 1794 code for a protein of 597 amino acids. Gene Ontology annotation, cellular component: mitochondrion. Gene Ontology annotation, biological process: branched-chain amino acid biosynthetic process.
AUGGCAUCAAAACUUCUCACAAGAGCAACACCUCUUCAAAGCACUGCAUUUCGCCAUGCCAAGACAGCACUUCCCAUUGGACUAAGACAUUACGCUUCUGGCAAGAAGGUCCCUGUCAACCAAUACAGUGCCAACAUUACUCAACCCAAGAGUCAAGGUGCUUCCCAAGCCAUGUUGUACGGCACUGGUUUGACAGAAGAUGAUAUGAAUAAGGGCCAAGUCGGUAUUUCAAGCGUCUGGUACGAGGGCAAUCCGUGCAACAUGCAUUUGAUGGAUCUUGCUGCCAAGGUCAAGGAGGGCGUUGAAAAGGCUGGUUUGAUUGGUUAUCGCUUCAACACGAUUGGUGUCAGUGAUGGCAUGUCCAAUGGCACUGCUGGUAUGAGUUAUUCGCUCCAAUCACGUGAUAUCAUUGCCGAUAGUAUUGAAACUGUCAUGUGCGGUCAAUGGUACGAUGCCAACAUUUCUCUUCCUGGUUGUGACAAGAACAUGCCAGGUUGUUUGAUGGCCAUGGGUCGUGUCAAUCGUCCUUCGCUUAUGGUGUACGGUGGUACUAUCAAACCCGGCAAAGGCUGUGGCGGUGAGACUCUCGAUAUUGUUUCAGCUUUCCAGGCCUAUGGUCAAUAUGUGUCAGGCGAGAUAGAUGAGACCAAGCGCUUCGACAUUAUCCGUAACGCAUGCCCUGGUCCUGGUGCUUGUGGUGGUAUGUACACUGCCAACACAAUGGCAUCUGCUGCCGAAGCCAUGGGUAUGACUUUGCCUUACAGCUCUUCCACCCCUGCUAUCUACCCUGAAAAGCUCCAAGAAUGUCUUGAUGCUGGCAAGGCGAUCCGCAACUUGAUGGAGAACGACAUCAAGCCUCGUGAUAUCAUGACUCGUGACGCUUUCGAAAACGCUAUGGUGUUGACUAUGGCUCUCGGUGGAUCCACUAAUGUCGUCUUGCAUUUGAUUGCCAUUGCUCGCAGUGUUGGUAUCAAUUUGACUUUGGAUGACUUCCAGGCUGCUAGUGAUCGCACUCCUUUCAUUGCCAACUUGAAGCCAAGUGGUACAUACGUCAUGGAAGAUGUUCAUCGUAUUGGUGGUGUUCCUGCUAUCCUCAAGUACUUGAUGGAAGAAAAGAUGAUCAAUGGUGAUGUUUUGACUGUUACUGGAAAGUCGCUUGCCGAGAACUUGCAUGGUUUGCCUGGUUUGCCACAAGGACAAGAUGUUAUUCGUCCUCUUUCCAAUCCCAUCAAGUCAAGUGGUCACAUUCAAAUCUUGCGUGGUAACCUUGCUCCUGAAGGCUCUGUGGCCAAGAUCACUGGCAAGGAAGGUCUUGAAUUCCGUGGAAAGGCUCGUGUCUUUGAAGGCGAGGAGUCAUUCAUUGCUGCUCUUGAGAACCAUGAAUUCAAGAAGGGUGAAAAGACUGUCAUCAUCAUCCGUGGUGAAGGUCCCAAGGGUGGUCCUGGCAUGCCUGAAAUGCUUAAGCCUACCAGUGCUAUCAUGGGUGCCGGUCUCGGUAACGAUGUAGCCAUGUUGACCGACGGUCGUUUCUCUGGUGGCUCUCACGGUUUCAUUGUUGGCCAUGUUACCCCUGAAGCUCAAGUGGGUGGUCCCAUUGGUUUGGUAAAGGAUGGUGAUAUGAUCUCGAUUGAUGCUAUUUCCCGCGAGAUGAACGUUGAGAUCUCAGACGAUGAGAUGGCCAAGCGUAAGGCUGAAUUUGUUGCUCCUCCUCCAAAGUACACCCGUGGUACCUUGGCACGCUACACUAUGACCGUCAAGAGUGCAAGUGAAGGUGCCGUCACUGACGAGUUGUAA